Molecule: messenger RNA, 1290 nt
Organism: Liolophura sinensis
Lineage: Eukaryota; Metazoa; Mollusca; Polyplacophora; Chitonida; Chitonidae
Product: 1,5-anhydro-D-fructose reductase-like
Exons: 10
Coding region: 54-1013 (319 amino acids)
Molecular function (GO): oxidoreductase activity
Source: RefSeq, a predicted model, not a curated record
UAAAGGUUGAAGAACUGGAAAAGUAGGCCUGCCUUUAACAGCCCCGCAUCAAAAUGGCGAAUGUAACUGUGCCGUGUUUAGAUCUGAAGGAUGGUCACAAAAUACCGAUAGUCGGUUUAGGAACAUGGCAAGGGACAGGAGAGACCGAUGAGGGCGGGAUUGCUACAAAUGUGGAAAACGCUAUUUCUAUUGGUUACCGCCAUAUUGAUACGGCACAGAUGUACUUCGCCGAAGCUGGAGUUGGUAAAGGGAUCCGGGCUGCCAUCGACAAAGGGAUGGUCAGACGCGAGGACCUCUUUGUAACCACCAAGCUUUGGCAGACACAUAGCCGUCGUGAAGAUGUCGUCCGGCACCUAAGGAAAAGCCUUGAUAAGCUACAGCUGGAUUACGUGGAUCUAUUCCUUGUUCACUGGCCAUGCCCUUUAAAGCCGAUGGAGGAAAAUAUGUUUCCUAAAAAUGACAAGGGAGAGGUUAUAUUUGCUGAUGAUAUCGACUAUCUGGAUACGUGGAAAGGAAUGGAAGAGGCACAUGACCUGGGUUUGACAAAGUCAAUUGGCGUAUCGAAUUUCAACAAGAGACAGAUAGAGCGAUUAUUGGCCAAUUGUAAGACGAGACCAGUCAACAACCAGGUUGAAGUGCACCUUUUUUUUCAAAAUCGAGAUCUGGUUAAAUUCUGUCAGGCGGAAGGAAUCAGCGUGACAGGAUACAGGAAUUUGCAGUUCCUUAACGCCAGUCAAUCUCCAGAAGGGCCAAAAACGGAUGUAAUAGAAGCCAUUGCCAACCGACUGGGAAAGACAAUACAACAGGUGGCCUUAAAGUUUCAAAUACAGCGAGCUGUUGCCGUCAUUCCCAAAAGCUCCAAUGGAGAACGCCUUAAGCAAAAUUUAGAGGCAGUAAACAUCCAACUGACGGACGAUGACAUGAAAGCACUGGAGGGCCUGGACACGAACAAGCGGACGUUAGAUUUUGUAUUCAAUGGCUCCAAGUAUUACCCUUUUGCGGACCCUUACUGAAGUGCCACAAGCUAAGAGCAUAACGCAGUCACACUUUUAUCUACAGUUCGGUCGAUCCAUAUGUGAUUAUUUAGCGAUUCACACGAAAGAUAACUUCAGAAACGAUGACUUUUGAAAUGGUUUGUUCUUUUCUACACAGUUUAACGUCACGCAGCACAGAUCUCGUCACAUCGAAGCGAUGGUAUAAUGGGUUGGAUUGCUUAAAUGCUUUUUGAAAGUAGCCUGCAAAUCAGCAUAUCUUUUCUUUUAUUUUAAAUACAACGAGAUAUAAUGACAA